Messenger RNA from Suillus subalutaceus, 432 nucleotides. RefSeq lists its product as uncharacterized. The coding region runs from base 1 to 432 and encodes 143 amino acids. NCBI's taxonomy places the organism in Eukaryota, Fungi, Basidiomycota, Agaricomycetes, Boletales, Suillaceae. The transcript is spliced from 3 exons. The record is from RefSeq and is a predicted model, not a curated record.
AUGUAUGGACUUAAUCUCGCGUUUUCAGGCAAAAAAAGGACAAUAUUGUUCAGUGAGGAGUCAAGCUACCCAGAACACACCCAGGACCCGAAAGAGAUACACCAACAAGGUGUCAUUACCGCCAUUCAUGCAACUGAUCUCACUCUUGGUCUCCAAUGUAUCCCCGCUGGCUUCCAUGCAGUGAUAAAGACUGACGGUGCUGAAUGCCAGACGAGCAACAAACCUGUACACGUAGAUCAGGCUGUCGUCAAAUGGACCGAGCCCAUACUUCUGUAUGUUGUCCCUGAUCUCAUCUUUCCUGCACGUAUUGAAAAGGACUCUAGGCCGUGCGAUCUAUCUUCUAAAGUCCGGGUCAGCGUGUAUGCCUCAUUUGAAUUGGGUCCGAUGCUCGGUCAUGGAGAAGUCCUCCGCACAUUCGAGAUCUCCGUCUGA